GGUCACUCCACAAAGAUGCCUGAGGAAACCCAGACCCAAGACCAACCCAUGGAGGAGGAGAAGGAGGAGGGAGACUUUCAGGCAGAAAUCGCCCAGUUGAUGUCCUUGAUCAUCAAUACUUUCUAUUCAAACAAAGAGAUCUUUCUGAGGGAGCUGAUUUCAAAUUCAUCAGGUGCUCUGGACAAGAUCAGAUACGAGAGUCUGACAGACCCUAGUAAACUAGACUCUGGGAAGGAGCUGCACAUUAAUCUUAUUCCCAACAAACAAGAUGGAACCCUUACUAUUGUGGAUACAGGAAUUGGAAUGACCAAGGCUGACCUGAUCAAUAACCUUGGUACUAUUGCCAAGUCUGGUACCAAAGCCUUUAUGGAGGCUUUGCAGGCUAGUGCAGAUAUCUCUAUGAUUGGCCAGUUUGGUGUUGGUUUUUACUCUGCAUAUUUGGUUGCUGAGAAAGUGACUGUGAUCACCAAACAUGAUGAUGAGCAGUAUGCCUGGGAAUCCUCAGCAGGGGGCUCAUUCACAGUGAGGACUGACACAGGUGAACCAAUGGGCCGUGGAACAAAGGUUAUCUUACACCUGAAAGAAGACCAAACCGAGUAUUUGGAGGAACGGAGAAUAAAGGAGAUUGUGAAGAAACAUUCUCAGUUUAUUGGCUCAAUUGGCUAUCCCAUUACUCUCUUCGUGGAGAAGGAACGUGAUAAGGAAGUCAGUGAUGAUGAAGCUGAAGAAAAAGAAGAUAAAGAGGAAGAGAAAGAAAAAGAAGAAAAGGAGUUGGAGGACAAGCCUGAAAUAGAAGAUGUUGGUUCUGAUGAAGAAGAAGAAAAGAAAGAUGGUGACAAGAAGAAGAUAAGAGAAAAGUACAUUGAUCAAGAAGAACUCAACAAAACAAAGCCUAUUUGGACCAGAAAUUCUGAUGACAUUACUAAUGAAGAAUAUGGAGGCGUCCCGCGUGGCCAGGAUCCGUGACGUUACAUGGCCAUGUAAGCGCGCAAU
Peromyscus leucopus (white-footed mouse) is the source of this 993-nucleotide messenger RNA. Its product is annotated as heat shock protein HSP 90-alpha A2-like. Lineage: Eukaryota; Metazoa; Chordata; Mammalia; Rodentia; Cricetidae. The record is from RefSeq and is a predicted model, not a curated record. Gene Ontology annotation, biological process: cellular response to heat; protein stabilization; protein folding. Gene Ontology annotation, molecular function: ATP-dependent protein folding chaperone; ATP hydrolysis activity; disordered domain specific binding. Gene Ontology annotation, cellular component: perinuclear region of cytoplasm; neuronal cell body; plasma membrane.